AUGGCAGCACUGACUGUCAGUGAAUUAUAUUUAGCCUGCCGCAAUGGCGAUAAAGCAACAGUCGAACGUUUAUUAUCCCGAACUCCUUUGAGAACUCUCAAUUGUCUGGAACCAAAUGGAAGUACAUGUCUUCAUGCUGCUUCAUAUCAUGGACACAAAGAAAUUGUUGAAAUACUUUUACGACACGGUGCUUCCCGACGAAUGAUUAAUCGAUACGGUUGUACGCCGUUGGAUGAAGCGAAAACAGAAGAGAUCGCCCGACUUUUUCCAAGAUCGACUGAAGCAGCAAAACAACGGUUUUGUAAUAAUCCGGCUCAGCAAUUAGAAUGGCAAUUUGAGAACGAUUCAGCAGAAUCCUAUUCACGCGCGACUCAUUGGGAUUGUGUCAAAGAUCGUGGAAUCAAGAAAACGAUAAAAAAACUUCGAAAAGCUCAGGCUAUAUUUGAUGAUGGAAGCGGAUCAAGUGCACUUGUGGCCGAUUUUUUUCAAGCAGCUUUAGAUACCAAUGAUCCAAUUUAUUUACUUCGAGCGUAUACAGCUGAAAGUCCGUUUUAUAUCGAAUUAAAUCGAGAAAUGGCACGUGGAAAUCAAAAGGAAGUUUUUCGAAAAUUAUGUAAAAAAUGGACGGGAUUUUAUACAGGUUUAAUCGUGAAAAAUCCCGCUUUCGAACCCUAUCGAUUUAGCGGAGAAACGUACCGAGGAAUGCAAAUCACACCGGUAGAUUUACAACAAUAUAAAAUCGGUAUUGCUCUUGCAAAUAAAUCAUUUCAAUCUACAUCAAAAUCUUGGAAAGUCGCCAAAGGUUUUGCCUGUCCGUCGCAACCGAAACCUGGAACAAUUCCAGUGAUUCUUUUUUUUACAAUUAAAGAUCGACGAUCAGCAUUGAAUAUCGAUCAAAUAUCUGAAUAUCAAGGUGAAGAAGAAGUUCUUAUCAUUCCAGGAACUUUAUUCAUUAUCAGUGAUAUUGAUAAAGAAAGUCGACCAUAUGAGAUUCAUUUAGAACAACUUCAAUGGGCGGAUGAAUUUUAA
Molecule: messenger RNA, 1029 nt
Organism: Adineta ricciae
Lineage: Eukaryota; Metazoa; Rotifera; Eurotatoria; Adinetida; Adinetidae
Source: the annotation of a GenBank genome assembly